UUUUGAUCAACGAUACAUCCUAUUUAUACGAUGUCAACCAUAUCCAUAAACAAAUAUCAUAGCCACCAUCCAUCUAUCCCAGCAUACAAUCGCGCUAGCAAUGAGCGAUCCACCACUGGCCCUCCUCGCCCUGCCUCCAGAACUGCGAAACAGGAUCUACGGAUACGUAUUCGCAGACCCAAAACAACGGUCACUUCGCCACCCUCUGCGCCAUGUUUCCAAAGCCACGCACGACGAAGUCACUCUAAUGAUUCUGCAUGAGAGGUUCCUCACCAUAUGCCUACGCAGCCGCUACUUUGAACGUCAAGUGUUGAUACAACCCUCUAUCUUCCUACCUGGAGAUCAUCACAUUCGGACGUCUUGGCUCGAGUUCAAAAAGUCUCUGCUAUCGCCAUAGAUUCGCGGUUUCAAAGCCACCUGUAUCGAAGAUCACGACUGCAACAUUCGUUCGACGGUGGUGUUUUGGCCACGGGAUUGUUACAGGUUAGUCAUGGAAUGGCACAAAGGAGUCCCAGGUCCGAAAUGUGGCGCUCUUGCUAGUUCUUGUGUGCGUUUUUUGCAAUUGUAUAGCACCUGGCCGGUUGACGAUAUCACUGUUGCUAGGGUGGAGCUCUCCGUUCGAGCAUUCCGGGAUGUUGUUCAAUCAGAAAGCGAGACGAUCUUUGGUGGUCACUUUUACACGACAUGAAAGUAGCUCAAGAAUUACACUCUUUUUACGCUCGGAC
Molecule: messenger RNA, 725 nt
Organism: Aureobasidium pullulans EXF-150
Lineage: Eukaryota; Fungi; Ascomycota; Dothideomycetes; Dothideales; Saccotheciaceae
Exons: 1
Coding region: 101-397 (98 amino acids)
Source: RefSeq, a predicted model, not a curated record